AUGACCACGCCCGAUCAGAAGCGCAGCUCGACCGGCAGCCGCGUGCUGGGCAUGACGGGCCCGCCUGGAGAGCCCGGCCUGCCGCCGUCGCGUCCGUCGUCGAUUGCGACCGCCAACUCGGGCAGCCAGAACCGCUGGUCGCAGGCCAGCCCUCCACGACGAGGCGGCGGCGUUCAGAGCGGCAUCAGCGUCGCUGGCAGUCUGGGGCAUCAAAGCCGCCCCACGACGUCUGCGAGCAGAACUCACGUGCCGCUGGCUGCCCACGGCUUCUUCCGCCCCAUGAGCUCACAGCGACUCCAGCAGCAGCGCAACCAGCGACCGACCUCACUUCUCGGCCACAGCUCUGUCUACUCGCAGGCCACACACGAGUCCGGCAGUAAUCCAUACCGCCAGAGCAUCGGCUCCACGACGCAGACGAUCCGUAACGGGCCCAUGCUUGGCCUCCACCACGAACUGGACCAGCACCCCCCACCCUCGCGCGGCACCGACAUCACCGACAGAGACAUGCCAGACCGGACUACGGCCAACACUACGCCAACGGGCGCAGAGACAGUGCGCAGUCGCGGCGAAAGCAUCACCCCACUGCAGCGGCCUCGGCCUCAGCACCUCGACCUGACGAAUGCCCAUGGCCACGAUGUUGGCAAUCUGCCCACGCCUGGCAAGUCACCCCGGUCCUUCUCCAGCUUCAUGUUGUCCAGUCGUGAUGGCCGUGCUGCCCAGAUACGACCCCAUCAAGGUCACGAAAAGCUUACAUCAGCGGAAUCAUCCCCCAGGCUCGGGCGCAGACAGCCCGUCAAAGAAGCUGUCAAGAGUGGCUUGGGCAAAAAUUACCAGUACUUCUCCGGCAACACCGUCUUUUGUCUAGGCGGCCGGCUACAGAAUACACGUGAUCGACCUGUGAACGUGGCUACGGCGAUAAUGAUCAUUCUACCUGCCGCUCUUUUCUUCGGUUUCUCAGCGCCAUGGUUGUGGCUCCAUGUUUCUCCAUCGAUACCCAUUCUCUUUGCCUACUUGUUCCUCGUCUCAAUAUCUUCCUUCAUCCAUGCUUCAACUUCUGAUCCGGGCAUACUCCCGCGCAAUUUACAUCCCUUUCCCCCACCUAAUCCUAAUGAGGAUCCCUUGAGUCUGGGACCUCCCACCACAGAGUGGACCAUGGUCGUAUCCGCGACGGGUGCUAAUGCUGCCAUGGAAGUUCCGACCAAAUACUGUAAGAGUUGUAAUAUCUGGCGCCCCCCACGUGCGCAUCAUUGCCGUGUCUGCGAUAACUGCGUCGAGACCCAGGAUCACCAUUGUGUUUGGCUGAACAACUGCGUCGGACGCCGGAACUACCGCUACUUCUUCGUCUUCGUUUGUGCUACAACACUACUAGGACUGUUCUUAGUUGGGGGUAGCUUGGCACACAUUCUAGUAUGGCGUGCGCAGAACAGCGCGUCCUUUGGUGAGGCAAUUGAUCGAUGGCGUGUGCCAUUUGCAAUGUGUCUUUAUGGUCUCCUGGGCUGGAUGUAUCCUUUCAGUCUUGGCGUCUAUCAUCUAUUCUUGGUUGGGCGGGGCGAAACAACUCGGGAGUACUUGAAUUCGCACAAGUUCCUCAAGAAAGAUCGACACAGACCGUUUACUCAAGGCUCGGUUUUCAAGAACUGGGUAGCAGUCUUGCAACGACCGCGACCACCGACAUAUCUACAUCUCAAGCGGCCAUAUGAAGAGGGCGACCAAAGAUUUGGCCCACGGAACGGGAAGCGCUCGGCUCCUCUAGCUGCAGAGCAGCAGGGAGGCGGAGUGGAGAUGCAAGAUGUGCGAGCUUCGGAUGGUUUCCAAGGACCGAUGGGUAGGGCUGUUCGGAGUACGACUGGUCCGAUUGUAACGUAG
Molecule: messenger RNA, 1866 nt
Organism: Plenodomus lingam JN3
Lineage: Eukaryota; Fungi; Ascomycota; Dothideomycetes; Pleosporales; Leptosphaeriaceae
Source: RefSeq, a predicted model, not a curated record